AUGAAAGUGUUAAGUGAUGAAGUAGCAGUUGUCCCUUCUGUGACUAGCUUCAAGAAAAGGAGGAGCAGUAAGAGACAGAAGAAUCUAGAGGACUACUGGGAUUGCAGCGUUUGUACUUACCAGAAUCGAGCAGAAUCAUUCAAGUGUCUCAUGUGUGACACACGGAAGGGAACAUCCACAAGGAAACCAAGACUGAAUCCACAACUAGCCCUGCAGUUCAACCCAGUCCCACUUCCAAAAGUGAAGAAGGAGGGCCAUAAAGAUAGGAAAGGACCUGGUCCUAGUGGACUGUCAUCUAAGUCACACAGGUCCAAAGGGAGACUGCUGAAUGUGGACAGAAAGUCAUUUAGGCAACAGGAAGUGACAGUGAAGAAUGUGACAGUGAUCAUCACAGAGUAUGCUGUGAAACCACCAAAGAAAUCCCCCUCAUUAGAAGGUUCUGACUCAGGGAAUCUUGGAAGUCCUCAUUACAUGGAUACCAAAACAGAAUCUCCUCCAGAAUCAAACAGUGAAAGAAGUUCUUGAAGUUUUGUGAUAUGAAGAUCUUGCAUGUCAUUUUUCCCUGACAAGUGUCCAGUAUUCUCUUGAUCAUCCAUGGUGUUGAUAGGCCUAAUAAAUUUUAAGAUGUUGCUCAUUAUGAUUGGCUACAAUCCUGCUUCUUGCAUCUUGGUAUAACAAGGUGCCAUGAAACCUUAGUCCCACCCUUGCUGAUGCAGGACAGGUUGAAAGGGAAACAAUGUGUAUUUAUUUCUGAAUAACUUAUUCAAGUCUACAUUUGCAGCUUAAUCCCCAGUAUUGUGCAUGUCCACUGUUGGCCUGGAUGAUGGCUUGAAGGCAAGAUGAGUAGGGCUGCAGCAAAUUCAGAGAGAAGUGUCAAACUCAUGAAUUGAGAGAACAGAUUCAAAAAGUUCCCAAAGGUGAUCACUGGAAAACCAUGGCUCAUUAGGCUCAAAGAGCAUUUUAUCAUUACCUCAGUCUUAUGGAACUUAUGCUUUUACAGACAUUAAAGUCAGGGAAUCACCUGGCUUUUCUGCAUUUCCAAAUAGAUCUUUGUUGGCAUUUAUAUGAACCUGCUGAGUAGCAAGGUCUUUGAAAUAAUGGCCUUGUCAUCAGAAGUGUCACUUGACUAAUGUCUAAUUAGGACACUCACAGGCUCCUGCAGAAAAGGGCUACAAUGUUUAACUAAAAUAUCAUCCUGGAUAUGUUAACCACAUGAGACUUCAUGAAAAGGCCUCCUCACUCAGCAUUUUCCGAUAAGUGACACAGAGUUCAUUGGCAAUGCAGAAUGAUCCAGGAAUUCUCACCUCAAUGUCAAUUAAAACAUUAGCUCAAUAUUGAAAGACUUGAGUCUUCAUUUUUUGAGUUUGAUACCAUCUUCCUGAAUUCACUGCUGCCAUACCCAUCUCCCCUUCAGUACUCUUCAGACAAGACCAACACACAGUAUUGAGAUUUGGGGUGUAAAUGCAGAAUUGAAUUCUUCCCGCAGAAACAUCAUCUGUUGUGUCCCCUUCAUUCAGUUCUGCUACUGAAGGGUGGGUAAGGUUCCAUUGCACUCAGUAUAUUUAUGCCAUGGUUUUCAUGGUGUAUUUGUUGUGUGAUUCUUAUGCCCCCAUUGGCCAGCUAUGCUAUAUCAAACUCUUGCUCGAAGGAAUGCUUUGUUCAUCUCUGGAAGUCUAUGAAUUGACAGCAUUUUUUAAUUUACAGACAAAGCUGUUGAUGUCAUUGUGUCUAGUGUUAAAAUGGAUUUAUACCU
This is a messenger RNA of Darwinula stevensoni, 1753 nucleotides long. The record is from the annotation of a GenBank genome assembly. NCBI's taxonomy places the organism in Eukaryota, Metazoa, Arthropoda, Ostracoda, Podocopida, Darwinulidae.